UCAAAGUAGUAUGACUGGCAAGUGGGUCACGUCAAACACAAACUUUACCCGAGGAUGGCCGCGCUGCAGUUCAUGCUGUUUCUCUACAUCGGACUCCAGAGCUUUGCUCUGAAUGCAGGCGCCUUGCAACCUGUUCCAGAUGCCACGAGAGCCACCGGGGACGUCUGCAAGGACUGCACACAAAUGUUUGAACUCCUUGAGGACCUGCUCUCCAGUGCAGACCUGCAGAAAAAGAUGAUAGAUGGCAUUGAGACUCUGUGUGACCACCUGCCCGGCCCACCCAGCAUGGCCACUCUCUGCAGGAAAGAGGUUGAGAAGAUGCUUCCACUGGCCUUCACCUUCAUAACUGGACUGGUAAAACCAGCGGAGGUCUGCAAACUGAUCGGACUCUGCGGCUCGUCUUGUGACAGACAGGAGAAGAUGCUCGGCUAUUUUGCCGAGCAGGCCCUGCAGGCUGCUGUGACGAGCCAAAAGGGGCGGGCCAAGUCGGCGUGCUCCUUCUGCCUGUUCCUCCUCAAGACGCUGGAGGACCUGCUGCCUAAAGAAAGGACGGAGGCAGAAGUGGUCAAGUUGCUGGAGGAGAUUUGUCACAUUUUGCCCUCUGCAUACCACGACGAGUGCGAGGCCUUCAUAGACAGGUUUGGCAAGACGGUGCUGGACGCAAUCACAAGAUUUGCAACGCCUCGGACCAUCUGCUCCCUCCUCCAUCAGUGCGAGUGGCAGGACGCCGCUGGGGCAGUCUCAGACCCGUGCACUGUGACGACAUACAGGUGCAGAGACGUCUCGACUGCCCUCCGAUGUGGAGACGGGACUGAAAAUAUGAAUCAUCGCCCCUGUGAACGAUCUUUCAACAUCAAACUGUAACAACCUGUCACAGUCUGUACUACUUUCACAUACUGAUUUAGGACCUUACUUUAGAUUUAGAGUAGAUUAAAAGGAAGACAGUGUCUCUGCCUGAAACAUUUUAUAACACAAUUAUAUGAACUUCAGUUGUGAGGAACGUUGCAAGCUUAACAAGAUCAAAAUGUUAAAUGCUUACAUUUAAACAAUGCAUCUGUAAACGUUUCACUUUUUUCCAUUUUUAAUUAGUGUUUCUGGUAAAAUGAAUUGUUCAUCCGCUUUUAUUAAAGAUUUGAGGGAAAUGAUCUCAA
Messenger RNA from Limanda limanda (common dab), 1151 nucleotides. RefSeq names its product prosaposin-like. Gene Ontology annotation, cellular component: lysosome. Bases 55 to 864 code for a protein of 269 amino acids. Gene Ontology annotation, biological process: sphingolipid metabolic process. The transcript has 9 exons. The record is from RefSeq and is a predicted model, not a curated record. Lineage: Eukaryota; Metazoa; Chordata; Actinopteri; Pleuronectiformes; Pleuronectidae.